Messenger RNA from Catharus ustulatus (Swainson's thrush), 9897 nucleotides. RefSeq names its product lethal(3)malignant brain tumor-like protein 3. The transcript is spliced from 18 exons. The coding region runs from base 3980 to 6001 and encodes 673 amino acids. NCBI's taxonomy places the organism in Eukaryota, Metazoa, Chordata, Aves, Passeriformes, Turdidae. Gene Ontology annotation, molecular function: zinc ion binding; protein binding. The record is from RefSeq and is a predicted model, not a curated record. Gene Ontology annotation, cellular component: nucleus. Gene Ontology annotation, biological process: regulation of DNA-templated transcription.
AACUUUAAGAUUAUUUUUUACAUUGUGAUUUUUGACAGUUUUUCUGACCCAGUUUGAAGUAAACUCUCUGAGUUAAUUAGUUCUGUCCAAGCAACUUCCAAACUCCUUCUCCCAGAGGAAGCUUUGUAAAUAGUCCUGGUGCUUGAGCUUCUUUAUUUUUAAAGCCUGAACACAGUAAAAUCUAAAAAGGGGUGGGUUUGCCCUUGUUGAAACUGGCAACCAAACAUUUGCUAUAAACAAAUGUUUAUAGAUGUAUAAGGCUACAUCAAAUAUUAAUAUAUUCAAUACUGCCUGACACGAGGCUGAUUUAGUCCAAUUCCUUCCUUUCCCUGCAGCCAUGGGCAUGUGGAUGUGUUUUGUGACCCUGAGCAUGGACACUGGCUGCAGAUGUUCUGCGCCUGCAGUUUGGAUAAACCAGUGGAAGCUGGGGAACUCCUACAGAGAUCAUCCUGUGCUACCCAGAGAUAUUUGCUACUGCCAUUUGCAAAAUGUCUGUCCUGCUUGUGGACCAAUUAAAUAAUCAUGAAGAGCCGUGGUGGUGCUGAAAUUAGGGCUGCAGGAAUGCUGAAGUGUCCUGUGUUUACCCUGCAUCAGGCCCGUGGGGUCUGCCUUUGGCUGAAUUAUGCUCAAACUGAACCUGUAGGUAGAAGUUGAGCACCUGGAAGGCUUCAGGUUCAAGAGUGGAGUUCAGGAGCAAGCAGGGCUCUUGUGAAUCAGAACCAAGGUGUGAUGGUCACAAACCUAGGGUUGUGUGUUAGAGGAGGGGGAGUGGAUGUUGACAUUUGCAAAUUGCCUUCAGCUGUUCUGUUUCUUUGUGCUGAAAACAAAUAUGCAAAAUUAUCUUCAAGGUGGCAAGUUCUGAGUCUUGGGGAGGAAAAGACCAACUUCAAGUGAAAGAAACUGGAGCUGAAGGAACUUCAGAGCUCUGAAAAAUAAGGUUGUUGCUACCACAUCAGGCAUUCAAAAUCAGGCCCCCGGCAUUUGACCAGUGUUGAUAAUCUUCCUUUUCUUCUCCUCCUCCCUUUGAGCAUUGGGGAAGGGCUGGGAAGGACCUUGAGCUGUGAGGAAACAAUUCUGCCAGCAGAUGUGGAUAAACCUUCAUGCUUGGAGUGUUCUGAGAUCAGCGGUCUGCACUCCCAUAAAACAUGGAAUUGGUCCAUGGACGCCUUUCAGUUAUUUUGCCAUGGCGUAACUUUUGCCCUGUGUUCAAUCCAAGGCAUUUCACUUCUGCUCCUUACCCAGUAGUAACAUUCCCUCGCAGAAACAGCUUCACUUUUGUUGAUUCCUCCUAAUAGCAGAGAAUCAGCAAAGCACCACAUUAUAUAUUAGCCUGAAAGACACCAAAUAAUAAUGUGUUGUUUUAUAUUGAUGAUCAAGUGUAAGAACCUCAGUACCUUGGUUAAGAGGUCUGGCUGGAAUGUUCAGCUGGAGCACAAUAAAUGUCUGCCAGAGAGCUGCUUUGUCCUGAAGAUGCCAAAUAUAAAUAUAGAUUUUUGCUGUGUAAUCCUACCCCCACCCCCUCCAUAUUCCUGCUAUAUUCCACUUCUUGCAUGCACAGAAUACAUUUUUCCUUAAUACCAUUCAAGAAGAUCUCUGGAAGAACAGAUUAUUUCUGAAGGGUUUGUGUGGAUUUCAUAUUAGCAAACCUGCUCUAUUGGGGUGUGUUGUGUAAAGGAAUAUGCAGUCCUGACAGUAAAUUCUGCAUUUCCAGAACUUAGCAAUGAGGGAUAGAACUGUGGGAUGAAACUGGAGGAUGCCCCCAUUAUCAGCCAGGCCUCACCCUCAGAUCAGAGACUAUUAGUAAAGAUGCUCGUUGUUUUUCUAAUACAAAAUUAGAAGUUUAUGUGUUCUGGGAUUGGGGUUGGGCUUCCCCAGCUCGCCUGGCCUCAGGUGUGUUGUAAGAUUAUGGCAGGAGGGAGCCCCAGCCUCUGUCUGCACCAGUUUGGGCAGAACCAGAACUAUUCAUUCAUGUGCAGGAGCGUCACUGUCCCAGAGACGUCUACUCCUGCAGCACCAUGGGCACCUUCCCACUCCCUGGCACAGGAACUCUGUCUGGAACAGCAUGUGGAGCUUGGAGAUCUUCCACUGACCUUCUGCCAUGGCACUGAGCCAUGCCAUCAGCCUCAGCCCCUGGAAUCUGCACCAGGAUGCUGCUGCUCCUGAAGUGUUAGAGGGAAGUAAACUGGAUGAAAUCCUGCAGGAAGCUGAGUCCACUUAGAGUUAUCACUUCUUCAAAAUGGGAUGUUUCUCUUUGUGUUGAAAUGAAAAUAAUGUUCUGUCUCCUUGGGGCUGCACAGAAGGACAUGAGCCUUUCAGAAACAAGUCCAGCAUCUUUGAAGCUUUAAGAAAUACAAGCUUCAGAUAAAGAGAGGGAAGAACAUUUGGGAUGAAGCUUUGAUAGGGUGCUGGAGGCAGGAUCCUGAGGCCAGGAAGCACGCUGGAGUAGAAGACAGAGAGGGCUUCUCCACUCAACAAGGAGCCCUGUUUCAGAGUGAAGCAAAUGUUUUCAGACUGAGGUUUCAGUGAAGUGCAGAUGGCUGAGAAAAGAUCUCAGACUAAUGAAGUGCUUUGAAUAAAAGCUUUGGAGCACAGCUUGCAAAUGCAACCAUCUUUGGCUUGUCUUUCAUUCUGGAGUUCAGUAGCUCUGUCAUGCACAAAGUAAAGAAGAUGAAGGAGUGAGUAAUCUUUGCAGCUAUUUGCUCAUCAGAAAUGUGGUUUUUUAGUUUUGUUUUUUUGUUUGUUUUUGUAAAAUGCUUGGUUGUAUUUGCAGGUCAGGGGUAAUAAAAGAUGCACUUUCAUAAUUUUAUCUGGACCAAUAAAGUGUUCCUGCAUGGCCUUUAUUUUAAGCUCCAGGGAUGAAUCUCUGAAGUCUGCCUUCAUUCCUUUUUCAAAGCUGCCCUCUGUGUGUCUAGAUGGGUUUUAUAGUUCUGCAUCUGGAUUUCCUGUGACGUCCUUAGCAGGACAGGCUGAGUGUGUGCAGGGCUGUGCUGGAGCAGGGAUGGGUGUCAAACCCCUCCUUCCUUCCCUUAGUGGCGUAGGGAGAUGGGAAUGGGGGUUCUGGUUGGUUCAUCCCAGAUUAUAUCUGGUAUUUCUGGGGAGAGGAGUCAGAUCCUUCCCUGCUCCAGCAGGGAAUUCCUUUCAUAGGAGACAGCUUUUAAUGAACUUCUUAAAGUGACUCCAUUCCAUGGGCAACAGUUCUCCAUAAACUGCUACAACAUGGGUCUUUCUUCCUCAGGGCCAGCCCUUCAGGCUGUUCAGCAUCACUUAUUUGUAAAUCACCAGUUUCCUUUGAUUAAAUUACUGUUUCAGCAGCACUCCCGCACAGAUAGUAUCACAGAGUCAUUGAGGUUGGAAAAGACCUUUAAGAUCAUCAAGUCAACCAAGAUGUGCCUGAGAGUACUACUGGAGACCAGUGCUCCAAAAUUAAAAUGUUUCAAAUAAAAGGUUUUUUUUUUCCUGCUGAGGUGGUGUGGCAGCACACAGAUGGUAGUUACUUCCCUCAUGAUGGGAUACUGAGUGUCAGUUAAUGAAAGUUUGUAAAGGACUUUGACAGAACUCAUUGCCUGAAAGAUAUUGUAUCAUUUUAAUUUAAUAGUAAUCUUUUUCUUUACUUCUGCAGUGCCCAGACAAGCCGUGCCCUGCUCCAAUACCCAAACCUGUGAGGAAAUGGAUUGCUUUGAGAAUGGAAAGUUUUGUACUCAGAUGGGCUCCCAGCAGCACAGGGAGAGGUACAGAAAUCCCAGAUUUUCCCCGUUUCGUGUUUGAAUGCAUUUAAAGAGACCCUGGUCUUGCUGUGAGUAGAAUGAACCUGUCAGACCAAGUGUUACAGUUCUAUAUCCAGGAAAUACAACAGACACCUUUCAUUUCUUCAGGUUCUCAGCCCAGGCUUCCUCAUUCCAAGAGGUUCAGAGACACUGGGAACAGUGCAGAAAUAAUGUUACACUUUUAAUUUGAUAUUGUUUUAAAUUUUGGAUGUUUAAUGAUAUCAGAGACAUUCCAGAUGAUUGCAGAAACGGGAAAUAAUGGAGCUUUUACUGCCAGCAGUGGCUGUCAGGUGACUGAGGCUGGCAGACCUGUCAGACGUCUCCGGAGGAAGAGAAGAUUGCCUCUGGAUUCGGAAGAUGAGGAGGAAAAUGCAUAUGAGGAUGAGGAGAAGAAUAAAUCAAAUAAUAUGAAAAGCCGCAGAAACACUAAACCAAUAAAACAAGUGCUUCCUGGAAAGAAGAAGGUAUGGAACUGGUCUUCCUACUUGGAAGAGGAACAGAUGCCAGCUGCUCCCCAAAAACUGUUCAGAGAGUAUCAGUCAUUCCCACAAGGCCGAAAUGGAUUUAAAGUUGGAAUGAAAUUGGAAGGGGUGGAUCCUGAGCACCCCUCUCGAUUCUGUGUUCUCACAGUGGCUGAGGUGCAGGGGUACAGGAUGCGACUGCACUUUGAUGGUUACCCAGAGUGCUACGACUUCUGGGCUAAUGCUGAUUCCUCAGACAUCCAUCCUGUGGGCUGGUGUGAAAAAACAAGCCAUAAGCUGCUUCCUCCUAAAGGUUUCAAGGAGGGAGAAUUUAAUUGGACUUCCUAUCUGAAGAACUGCAAAGCUCAAGCAGCUCCAAAAAGCCUUUUUAAAACCCUCAGCAGUCCUGUCACACCUUCUGGCUUUCGUCUGGGAAUGAAACUGGAAGCAGUGGACAAGAAGAACCCGUCACUGGUUUGUGUCGCCACCAUCACAGACAUGGUGGAAAACCGACUGCUGAUCCAUUUCGAUAACUGGGAUGAGAGCUAUGACUACUGGUGCGAAACGAGCAGCCCAUAUAUCCGUCCUGUCGGCUACUGCCAAGAAACUGGAACCCCACUGACAACACCACCUGGACACAGGGAUUCCAAAGACUUCUCAUGGGAGAAAUACUUGGAAGAAACUAAUUCCCAAGCAGCCCCAGCAAGAGCCUUUAAACUGCGUCCUCCUCACGGAUUUCAAGUUAAUAUGAAGUUAGAGGCUGUGGACAGACGAAAUCCCAUCUUGAUAAGAGUGGCAACAAUCAUUGACAAAGACAGCCACCGUGUUAAGAUACAUUUUGAUGGCUGGGACCAUCACUAUGAUUUCUGGGUGGAUGCAGACAGCCCUGAUAUCCAUCCUGUGGGCUGGUGUGACAAAACUGGACACGCUCUGCAAGUCCCUCUAGGUACUGAAGAUCCAGAGGGAGCAGUGGGACAGGCGUGUCCUACUCCAGGCUGCCAGGGGAUCGGGCAUGUCCGGGGCCCCCGAUACGGAACACAUUACACCUUAGUUGGCUGCCCAUACUCUGAUGUAAACCUCAGCAGAGAAAACCUGUUACAGGACCGGCUGAGUGGGGAGAGACCUUCCCCUGGGAACAGCAUGCAGAAAGCCAGGAAGCUGGAGACCCCUGGCCCAUUGUUGGGAACAGAGGAGUCUUCUCAGGGUGACUCUUCACAAUCCAGAAAAUCUGCACCAAACAGUGAAAAGUGGUGUGAAAGCAGCAUCCAUACUCCAUCAGAGCAGUCAGAAAACAGUCAGGAGAGAGGCUGGGGAGAUGAGGAUUCCUCUGCAGACCUCAGAGCCACAGCAAAAACGCUUGGGUGCUCACAUGCCUAUAUCAAGUUUCAGCUGGUGAAACAGGAAAGCAAUGGGAAAGGCCCUGAUUUGGAUCUCCAGCAGGCUCUCCACCAGUCUAUCUUCAUGCCUUCCCUGACCGCUAACCCGACCCACCGCCUCCAUCUCUUCUGGGAGCAGCACUGCAGGCUCUUGCCGGAGGUCUCAGGCCUGACAGCCAAACAAGUUGCCAAAUGGACUGUGGAGGAGGUAGUGAGCUUUAUCCAGCAUUUACCUGGCUGCAAAGAGCAAGCAUCUGUGUUCAGGGAAGAGCAGAUUGACGGUGAGGCAUUCCUGCUUCUCAAGCAGAACGACAUUGUUAAAAUACUCAGCAUCAAGCUGGGCCCUGCCCUGAAGAUCUACAAUGCCAUCCUCAUGUUCAAGUCUGCAGAAGACAACUAAGAAGAGACCUUUGGCAGAUCCAGGAGGAAUUGACAGGGAUUGGAUCUUCAGCUGUGAGCAUUACAACACACCAGACAGGUAGAUUGGGACUCAGAUGGAUUUUAAGUAGAACUUAGUAAAAGUGGUUUGAGGUUAUAAAAAUCCUGCCACAGUCUGGAAUAUGGGGCAGCUUCACUUCCAAGAAGAGGAUAUUAUUAUAUUUUGUAAUUGAAUUUGGUUUUGAUAUAUCAAUCUCUUUUUGAGAUCGAGAAGAAACCUCCAGUUCUAAGGGGAAUCCAGGGUAGCACUGUGGAGCUGCACAAGCAAGAAGAAAGUUUUGAGACACUGGCUUUGUGUCCAAUGAUAGUGCCUGAAAGACUGAGUGAUCACCAGCGAGAUUAAUGUGUUCUUUGUAAUAAAAGAGAGAGGAAAAAGAUGCACUUCAGAGCAACUCCCCUGUGUCCUUCACUGCUGUGACUCAGGAGCUGACCUUUCUGGGACUGAUUGUUAAAUUCCAGUUUUUCCUACUGAUCCUGGUUGUUGUGAUAGCCUUGGCUGCUGGGCUGUUUACACCCCAGCAGGAUGGGAGUAUGGGCAGAGGGUUUCCAUCAGGGUUGGGUUGCACUGGUACUGCCAGCAAGUAAAAUGUUGUCAUUCCCUGUCAGGAGGCAGGGGCAGUGCAGGUGGGCUUUGGGUAGGCAAAGAUUCCGUAAGGGCAACUGCUACUGGAGACAAAGAGAUGUAUUUUAGCUGUAAUUCUCCCAUCAGUGCUUUUGUGCAGCUCCUUCUGGGCCAGGAACAUCUGGCAAAAUGGCACAAUCAGGAGCACUUGGGGAUUGGUGUGUAUUCUUGCCCUCUCAACCAAAUGUUAGGAACAGGAAUUGGAAAGCCAGCAGUGGCCAGAGUGUGUGUGUAAACAGAUUUCCUAGAAACAAAUGACUUUUCUUUUGAACCAUCCAAACUGAUGAAUGUGAAGUGCUUUGGCCUUCUCCCCUUGAGGUGGACUUUGGUGUGUUCUGCCAGAGAGCUGGAGAGCAGGGCAGCAGCUCCUCUGCCCCUGUGACGGGGGCAGGCAGAGCACACAGGGAUGUGAGAUUGGAGAGAAAUCAGGAUUUAAACAGCAAAAUGUUGGAACAGUUACUUCCCAAAAGAAAGCUGCUGUGUGUGAGGAAAGGAGUGUAGCCUGCGGCUGUGUUCCUGCACGUGCAGCCUGUGCUCUCCUGGGUGGGAGCACGGGUGGUUCCUGUUCCAGCAGAGCCAGUUUAAGAGCGUGCCCAUGGAUAUCCUGGGUGGGGUUAGAGUACUUCCAAGCUGUCCUGUCCCCACGGACACCCUGGCAGGCGCGGUGAGUCCUGCUGGGCUCUGCUCCGUGUUCCCACUUAGUGCUGGCAGCACCAGCUCAUGACUGCCCCUCUGGCCACUCUCCUGCUGACUGUUUGGCUGUUCUAGAACCGCCUCAGCUCAGGCAGCCCUUGUAGCCCCUCAUCUGUAGCUCCAGGCUGAAUCCUGUAUUUGGGAGUCCUGGGGGUGUGUUCUGGUGCUGCCAAAGGCACGUUCUGCCCUCAGCCUCUGCCAGGCUGUAUGGGUGUCUCAGGGCACUGCAUGGUGAUGUGAUCUAUCCACAGCUCCUCAAACUCCCUUGGCAUCUCUGCCACCAGUGCGGCUUCCCAGAAGCUGUCAGGAACAGAGCAAACACAUUGUCCAUGACUGUGUGGUGACACAAGGAACACACUUGUUCCCCAUUCUUGCAUCAUCCACGUCUUUUGUCCAACCUCCUGCUACUGAGAAGGUUAUUGUGACUUGGCUGAAGCAGAAGGUUUCUUAAAUUGAAAAUAUGAAUCCACACCACUGAAGCCAUCCAGUCCUGGAAUAAUACUUAGAGCACUUUGUAUCCAUAUUUUUUUUUAAAUAAGAAUUUAAGGAGUUUAAGCCUUCACACAGGGAAGACACAGGUUUCGUGGGAUAUUUAAUAGCUGAACCAUUAAGUAUCAGCCAGGCAGCUGCAGGGGAAAGAUUUAUUGCAGUGUUAAGACUAGCAAGGGGUGAAUUUAUUUUAUUAAAAUAAAUUUUUAGUAUGAUAACCAGGAUAUUCACCAAAGAGUCAUAUUCGUUUAUCCUGCUCUGCACAUCCAGUGUCAACAUAAAGACUUGAAUUGUAAGUGGCAUGUCCUCUGACAGAAGUCACCUUCUGGGCAAAGCAAAAUUGUUUCUUGACAGCUGGAACAGAGGAUCCAGAGCUGGGCUGUUUUAUUCCUGGCUCUCCACUGAGUUGGUAAAUAACCCUGAGCCCUUCCUUGCCCCAGUUUUCCCCCUCUGUGACACCCAGCCAGGUGGGGCAAGUGCAAUUUUGCCUUUUUGUUGUUUCAAGCAAGCAGGUCCUGCCAGAUUUUCUGUUUCACCUUCUUCCUUUGGGAGCCUGAGUCGGGGGACAGCCGCUUGCCUCUAUCAGUAAACCAAAAUAUAAUAUGAAUUCCAGUUCUUUUACUAUAUAUAGAUGGAGGAUGAAGAGAAUCGGUUAAACAAGCAGUGAGAUUCUAGUCAGUGAAAUUAUUCAAACAGAAGAGAAAUCUUUAAUCCUUGGGGCUUCCAAGCCAGCUGGAUCAAAGAGGAAAAUGUGUACUUGGAGGUUGUUCAGUGACAGCCAGCACAGUGCUUUCAGCAGGGGGGAAGGAGGAACCUUUUAGGGAUGGAAGAAGGAGGAAUGUGCUUCUUGUGCCUUUUUUUGUAAUCUGAUAAUUGUCUUUGCAGAGCAAGCAAGAAUGUGCACACAUCUAUUACCAACUCCUUUCCCAAAUAUAGCUGUAUUCCAAUAAAAUCUGGCACUUCACAGGACAAAAAGACUUCCAGUGUCUUCACUGGACACAUUUAAAACUCCUUGAUAUUUACAAGAUAGAAAAAAACCUAAAUCAGCUCAUCUUUUAGCCCCAUAACUUAGGAAUUCAUCAGUUGCUGGUGCCAUUCCAUUUGUGUCAGGGAGUGUGAGUUGUUUCUGCUGCCUGUCCAAACUCUGCUCCGCCUGUUCUCAGUCCUGCUCCAGGCCUGUGGCACAGCCAGGGCUCUGCAGAGGCCUUUGGUUAUCUGAUGCCUUGUGUAAUUUGAAAUGUGCACUUUGAAGCAAAAAAUCUAGAAGUUGCGCUUCUGUGGGGAGCAAAACUGAAUCUGGUUAAUGCCAGCUGGGACUGGGAGGAUUUCAAGUCUGCUGGAUCUCAGUAGGAACCAGUUGUUGGUCCAGUUGUUGGUCCAGCUGAACCCAGAAGUCUCUUAGCAAUACAGAUAUAUUCCUUAGAAGCAACUCAGAGCUGUGACAAGUUCCCAGGGGCCAGCAGUGCAAUUGGGAAUUUCCAGUUCUCACAAUCUUAUUCCUGGCUGUGUUUUUGUUCCCUUACCGCUGUGUUUGAAAUUCAAAACAAUCAAAUUUUUUCCUUUUCUCUUUUUCUUGUUGGCUGGGAGUCCUGUUAAAUUUUUUCUGUGCCAUCACCAACAAUCAUCCCCGUAAUCCAGUAGCAGCAAAUUUCAGCUGUGGGUAAUGAAUCACAUUAAAGUCAGACAGGAGCAUUUGGUGUCACCAACAGCAAAACUCCACCGCUGCAGGAAAAGCCCAACACGGCCCCAGGAUAAGCCAGUUCAGCUGUACAAGAUUUCCUGCCCGCUACUUUUAUGCCCUGCUUAGGGAUUUAUACCACAGAGAGAUUUUAAAGUUUUUGACAUCCCCCCAUCAUGUGAUGAGCCAGCUUAUUUUGGAGAUUCCUGUUACUUGAACUGGAAGGACGAGCAGAGGAAGGGAGCAGGGGCUUGGCUCAGCCUCAGAAAUGUCUGCCUGUUUUAAACCAAAUACUUGAGCUUUUCGACACUAGCCAUGACCUUGCACUCCACCGAUGCUUUCCUCUGGAAAUUUGAAUAAAAUUAAUGUAAGUUAA